Clarias gariepinus (North African catfish) is the source of this 2673-nucleotide messenger RNA. It is a transcript of the gene nop2, whose product is annotated as NOP2 nucleolar protein homolog (yeast). The coding region runs from base 197 to 2422 and encodes 741 amino acids. Gene Ontology annotation, molecular function: RNA binding; rRNA (cytosine-C5-)-methyltransferase activity. The record is from RefSeq and is a predicted model, not a curated record. Gene Ontology annotation, cellular component: nucleolus. Lineage: Eukaryota; Metazoa; Chordata; Actinopteri; Siluriformes; Clariidae. Gene Ontology annotation, biological process: maturation of LSU-rRNA; rRNA base methylation. The transcript has 16 exons.
CGGAAGUAGCUCGUGUUGGUCUUCCUGCAGUCCAACGUGCUCCAGAAAUAUUCACGUGUGUUCCGUGCCGAGAUCCUGGAGUUUCUAACGAACCAGAACACAGACUAGCGCCGUUAAUCCCCGCAGUCUUGGGGUGCGGGUAUACAUUAGAAACAAAGUAGAGGAUUUAUUUGUGUACAGCUGUGCAAGAUCAGUCAUGGGGAGGAAGUUUGAUCCCACCUCCAAAGUGAAGCGUGGACCUGGACGGAAAGCCAGGAAACAGAAAGGCGCAGAGACCGAGCUGGCCAAGAUUUUAGUGAAUGAGGAUGAGCCUAAAAAACUGUCGAGUCGAGGCAGGAAACGUGCUGUGAAGAGAGCGCAGGGUGCCACUGAUCACACGGAAGGAAAACAGCCCAAGAAAGGAUUCUCUGAUGACAACAGCAAAUGGCUGACACCAGCACAGCGAAAGCGCAAAAUUGACCAUUCAGAAGGGGACGAGGACAGCGACAGCCAGUGGGAGGAAGAGGAAGAAGAUGCUGAUGAAGUAGAGGAUAUCGAGAAAGGGGGAAAAGUACAACUUAUAGCUGAUGAUGAUGAUGAUGAUGAUGAUGAUAUGGUCGAUGACUAUGGAGCGAUGGAAGACAGCAGUGAAGGAGGAGAACAGGAGGAGGAGGAGGCGGGCAGUGAUGGAGAGGAGCUGCUGCCUAUUGAACGAGCUGCCAGGAAACAGAAAAAACGCCAGGAACCUGCAGCACAAGAGAGUGAAGAUGAUGAUGAGGAUGAUGAUGAGGAGGAGGGGGAAGAUGAAAAACUGGAUGAUGAACAGGAGGAGGAAGAGGAGGACACGGUGCAGGCGCAUAUUGACAACAUGGACAGCUUUAAACUGCCUGGUGCAAAAGAGAGGGAGAAUGAGGGACUUUUGCCUCUAGACCUGCAGAGCGUCCACCAGAGAAUUAAAGACAACAUCGAUGUUCUCUCCCACUUCAGUGAGAAGAGAGAGGAGGGGAGAGAGCGAUCAGAGUAUCUCUCGCUGCUGAAGUCAGACCUUUGCACAUACUACAGCUACAAUGCCUUCCUCAUGGGCAAUCUCAUGGAUCUGUUUCCUCACGCUGAGCUCAUAGAUUUUCUGGAGGCCAAUGAAGUUCAAAGGCCUAUCACCAUCAGGACUAACACCCUUAAAACCAGGAGGAGAGACCUGGCCCAGGCUUUGAUCAACAGGGGUGUAAAUCUGGAUCCUUUGGGGAAGUGGUCUAAAGUUGGCCUGGUCAUUUUUGAUUCCUCAGUUCCCAUAGGUGCAACUCCUGAGUAUCUAGCAGGGCACUACAUGCUGCAGGGAGCCUCUUCACUGCUCCCUGUAAUGGCGCUCUCUCCCCAGGAGGGGGAGUCUGUGCUGGACAUGAGUGCAGCUCCUGGUGGAAAGACCACCUAUAUGGCCCAGCUGAUGAGAAACACAGGCGUGAUAAUUGCUAACGAUGCCAGUGCUGAGAGACUGAAGAGUGUUGUGGGAAACAUCCAUCGCCUGGGAGUCACCAACACCAUCAUCUGUAACUAUGAUGGCAGACAGUUUCCCAAGGUGAUGGGCGGUUUUGACAGAGUGCUAUUGGAUGCUCCUUGCUCAGGUACAGGGGUCAUCUCCAAAGAUCCAGCUGUGAAAACAAGCAAGGACAGCGGUGAUAUUCUGCGCUCGGCUCAUCUGCAGAAAGAACUGAUUCUGGCUGCUAUUGACUCUGUCAAUGCUGACUCGCAGACGGGAGGCUAUCUUGUCUACUGCACCUGCUCCAUUACGGUGGAAGAGAAUGAAUGGGUUGUGGAUUAUGCCCUAAAGAAGAGAAAUGUAAAACUGGUUCCCACAGGAUUGGACUUUGGCAAAGAAGGCUUCACCAGAUUUAAAGAGCGACGUUUCCACCCUUCACUUAAACUGUCUCGGAGGUUCUACCCGCAUUCCCACAACAUGGAUGGCUUCUUCGUGGCCAAGCUGAAAAAGUUUGCAAACACCAUUCCCACUGCGUCCACAGAAGAGAAUGAAAAGGCCAGCAAGGCAGAAACACCUGCUACAUCAGAGGACAAAAACUUAAAACCUGAGUCUAAGCAACAGAGCAAAGGUACACAGAAAGCCAAGCAACAGACCAAGCAACAAUCAAAAGCUACUAGCACCAGCAAAACCGAAAGCCCCACUGGCAAGAAAAAGCCAGUGUUAAAAGGUAAAAAAUUAAAAGAUGAAGGUCCUAAAAAGAAACGGGCAAAAAUGGAUGAACAGAAUUCAAAGGAAGGAAAGAUCAAAGAAAAGCUUAAAGUCCUAAAAGUGGACAAAGACGAAACUAAUGAGCCUGUGACUAAAAAUGCAAAGGAAAGCUUACUUAAGAAGAAGACAAACAAAAAUAAUCAGAAGAACCUCUUUAAAAGAAGGAAGAAUAAAAUGGGGAAAAAUAAAUUUAAGAAAUAAAAAAAUGCGCAGAAGCAGCAGGAGGCUGGACAGAAGAAUGGAGCUUUUAUCAUGAAAGAAGAAAACUUCUGUAUAACUGUGGACUUUAAAAAGACUUGUCUCCUAUGUGCUGGACCCUGGACUUUUAUUUGCUAUUUCUGUCAAAAACCAAGCAAAGUAUAUUGUAAACAACAAUAUGUGAAUACAUUGUCUUGGUUUAUUUGUAAGUGUAAUGGUGUGAGAAUAAAAUGUUCUACCUUACCUUUUUAAAA